CGAGCCUAGCCAGCUCAUUUUGUCCCUAACCCCCAUCGGAUCCCCCCUCCCAAAAUGAUCUCAAAACUUUCGACUGGACUUCAAAGCGAGCCCGUUGUCUUGCACCAGAAGCUGCACACGACCUUCACUGGUCUUGUUCACCCCAUCUCGACUGAGGAUGCCGUUGUGCACCAGUACCUCGGAAUCAAAUACGCCUCAGUUCUGGCGCGCUUCCGCCAGUCGAAGCUGCACACUGCGUAUCCGCCGGUGACAGACGCAAGUCGUCAUGGAUUCGUUUGUCCGCAGCCCCAAAGCAAGGACUAUGAAGCAGAGCUCUUCGGGCUUACCGAAGACGUCAUCCCCACGCAGGCCCUAAAACAGAACGAGUUCGAGUGUUUGAACUUGAACAUCACCUGCCCGGCUAAUGCCCUCCCUGGGAGCCGCCUGCCAGUCAUGUUUUUCAUUCAUGGCGGUGGAAACCGUGGUUCAGGUUCCAGCUGGCUGUACGACGGUGGUUGCCUCGUGCAGCGAAGCAUGAUGGUGGGAAGACCCGUCAUCCUGGUGACCGUGAAUUAUCGCCUCGGUCUCUUCGGUUUUGCCGCAAGCAAUGCGCUGCGCGAGGACAACAUUGCCGCUGGCGAAGAGGGCGUGGGCAACUACGGUCUUCGUGACCAGCGCAAGGCCCUCGAGUGGGUGUACAGCUUCGUCUCCGACUUUGGAGGCGACUCGAACAAUAUCACCCUUUUCGGCUCAGCGUCGGGCGCAGCGGACAUACUCUGUCACCUGCACUCUUCUGCGAAUGAGCUUCGGCCGUUAUUCCAGCGGGCGAUCAUCCAAAGCGCUGAGAUGCCCUCGGACAUACCAAACGUCUCCAGCGCCGGCUGGCAGUUCUCUCGUCUCACAUCGGCUCUUCACGCACCGACCAUCGAUGAGCUACGCAUAGUUCCCGCGGACAGGCUCGCGGUGAUCGCUCCGGUGGUCCGGGCUGUCGACGACGGCGUCUUCUUUGCUCAUGGAUGGAAAGACUACCUAUACCCAGAAAAAAGCGAAGAUAUACUCCUACACGAAAAGGCUUUGCACGAGAAAGUGCCGGAGCUCCAAGCUCUCUCACACUGCUUGAAGUCCCCGCAUAGCCGCCUGCACUCUCGCUCACGGUCGCGCUCACGGUCGCGCUCUCGUGUGCGGCACACACUUGGUACGAACCAUUACCACCACCCACCCCACCUCCAACCGCUCGUGAUUGGUGACUGCGGUGCCGAGUCACUCUUGUGGUCGCUCCCAGCCUCGCUCUGGAGCGCGCCGGGUGUCGUUCGGCGCCUUCGUGCGAUUUGCCAGUCGCUUUCCAAGUCCUCGGCCCUACUGCGCGCCUACGACAUCUCGGCGCACACCCCGCCCGACGAGCUGCCCGAACAUGUUCUGGACCUCAUCAACGACGCGCGCUUCGCCUGGCCGACCGAGUGCAUCGCGUCGAGCGAGAAGCGUGUGCGCGGCGGGCACGGCGUUUGGCGGUACGUCUUCGACCAGGAGAGUCCAUCACGUGGUGUGCCGCACCAUGCUGUCGACUUGCUGUACCUCUUCGACAACGUCCCGCUGGUGGUUCCGCCGGCGGUGUCGCCGCCAGACGCGUUCUCGCCGGGACUGUCCCCUUCCGCGUCCCCUGGGCCCUCGCGGCCAGACACCCCCGACAUGUUUUACGGUAGCGACACGGACUCGGACGGCGUCGACUUCGGGUUCGGAUUCAACAGCCCCGACGGCGAGGAUGACGGCUGGAGCGUGCCCAUCGUCGACGAGUGGACGUAUGCGCGCGUGCGCGAUGCCGUCCAAAGCCGCUGGUUCGCGUUCGCGCAUGGCGAUGCGCCUUGGGCCGAGGACAAGGUUUAUGUCUUUGGCCCCGAGGGCGAGGUUGGCGAGCGCUCGAUGGCGAUCUUCAAUGGCCGUAGGCGCGUUCAGGUCUGGAAGGAAGCCCUUGAACCGCUGGGUAUACAACUCGUGCAGAAAGUCGGCGUCGAGCUGAGCAAUGGUCCGCCGUUGUCGUAAGCGGUUCUAUUUAUUUUGUCGUUAAUUGCUUUCGUUACUUCUCAUCGCUAUAACUUGUGCUCUCAUGCGGAACUCUCACAUGCACAUUGGUUAUGUAUCCACUAUCCUUGCUAUACUAUUCUACCAUCCCUGCGCUGUAAUAGUACAUUUAGACAACGCGAAUACGAUACCCCUUCACACCAGAUGGCGCGGCUUGACCCAGGCCUAGGCACAACAGCACUUCGUAGUUCCUGCAUCUUGGUCAUAAACUGUCUGUCAUUGGAGGCUUUCGUCCUUAUCAUCGAAGACGCCAUGCUGUAGUCACCAUAUUCCCGCUGGUGCCCUGCUGUCCGGUGCCUGGGAAGAAUCCACACGAGCUGCAGGUCAUCCAGGCAUCCCCACUAGCGCCGCAAUUACUACAAGAUCCGGGAAAAGCUGAUCUACUCGGUGCGCCUACUAGUGCUAGCUGCCGCAGGAGACGGGAGACAACGCCAGCGUUGCGUACCAAGACGUCCGCCGGAAUGCCCUCCAGCAGGGGUGCAUCGGGCC
This is a messenger RNA of Phanerochaete carnosa HHB-10118-sp, 2544 nucleotides long. RefSeq lists its product as uncharacterized. The transcript has 4 exons. The coding region runs from base 55 to 2016 and encodes 653 amino acids. The record is from RefSeq and is a predicted model, not a curated record. Lineage: Eukaryota; Fungi; Basidiomycota; Agaricomycetes; Polyporales; Phanerochaetaceae.